AUGGGGCAGACUUGCUGUAAGAAACGUUAGACCAAGAAGAGUCAUUAGAGCUAGUCAUCAAAAAUGGUUCUUGGCGAUUCGCAUUAAAUGAUACUAACAAAUUCAAAUAGUUUUUAAUCACAAUAGGGGUUGAAGCAAUAUAAAUAAUUAUGCUCCCUAUUGUAAUUAGUAGGAAGUCUGGAUUAAUUAAAAUAAAGGACUAGAGAUCAGAUAAGAUAAUUAUUUUCAUAAAAAAAUAAUUGCUAAAUAAUAAUAUAAAACAAAGUAAGGAGAGAGUUAAGAAAUUAAGGGUUGAUCAGACCCCCUCAGGAAGAUGACGAGUACUUAUUAAUCUAGGAUAAAAAGUUCAAUAAAUCAAUACAAACUUAAUUAAUAAUAGUGGCUGAAACUAUUAGAACAUUACAAUAAGAUCAAGAGUUUCAGCUGAAGUUUCCCACAUUGUGUGUAUCCUUCAUGGAAUUGGCAGAUAGCAUUCAAUCCAACGAUUUAUGA
Molecule: messenger RNA, 492 nt
Organism: Paramecium octaurelia
Lineage: Eukaryota; Ciliophora; Oligohymenophorea; Peniculida; Parameciidae
Source: the annotation of a GenBank genome assembly